Molecule: messenger RNA, 1522 nt
Organism: Anopheles cruzii
Lineage: Eukaryota; Metazoa; Arthropoda; Insecta; Diptera; Culicidae
Exons: 4
Coding region: 486-812 (108 amino acids)
Source: RefSeq, a predicted model, not a curated record
UGACAGUGUUUCCAGAUGCGCUUAAUAGGUGAACCAACGUGGAGCUGCAUUUUGACUUCAAACUAAAUUGUUUAAAUUGUGCGGCUCUAUUAAACGCCAAGGACUACCAGUGGGACAUUAUUGUGAAAUAGUACGAACGGUCCUUCCAACACGAAACGUACAAACUCUAACAAAUUAAGCACUCAGCACGAGGAAAAGUGGCACAACUGCUCUUCGAAAUCACUGCGCAUCGUUAUUUCCAUCACGUGGCCUUUCACAGAAUCCGGCGAUAUGAGUGCGAAUGUGCGAUUGUAAAAACGAGUCGAACAAUAAAACGCUCAAAACGGCAACAUUUUUUCGGAAUUCAAAAGCAGACGCGAUGCAGUAAACCAGACAAACUCUUAGUGAAUAGGCAAUUAGCAUCGUUUGUCAGCGUCAUAAAAAGCAGACUCCACGCACCAUCCACUGGCGCUUGAUUCGACCCGUUACCGGAAACACACAGAGCCAUGUCGUGGGUAUUUCACCUGCUGUGGAUGUUUCUAGUGGUGAUGUUAUUCUUUGUCGUGCUGCGAAGGAUAUACUACUUUGGCCUGCAUGUCAACCGACCAAUACGAUCAACGGCAACAACUGGCUCAACCCCAGAGACGCCACAACGUUUGACAGUUUUCACCAUUUAUCAAGGAAGCCGUCGAACGCCGGCUGCGCCGACGCCCGAAAGCAAUCAACCGCCAGAAUACAUCGAACCACCGCCACCACCGAAGUACGACGAUGUGAUAAAAUCACCGGAACAGUUCCAGAAGCCUCCACCGUAUACGGCAACCACCCAGAAUUAGGAUUUUUAUUUGCCAAAACUUAAGACCAUUAGGAAUAAAACGUAAGCCAACGACGAUCGUUACCUCUUUUCGAUUCUGGUCCGAGCUCGCACGUGACGUACCUCCGAUCCACUUACGACAGGUUGAUGGAAAUGAUACGAAUUUCGUCGUAAGGUUUAUCGGUUUUCGGAUUCGUUUUUGCGUUACAAAUGUUCUGUACCACUUCCAUGCCUUUGUGCACGCGGCCAAACACGGUAUGUUUGUUAUCCAGCCAGGGCUGCAAAAUGAGACACAAGACACAUUUUAAUAGUGAGAUACAUUGAGCGGAACCAUCCGGCGGGUUACCUACCGUUGGUAGAACAGUGACGAAGAACUGACUGCCAUUCGUGUUUGGACCCGCAUUUGCCAUGCUCACGGUGUACGGUCGGUCGUGUUUAAGCGUCGAGCAAAACUCAUCCUUAAACUCACCACCCCAGAUCGACUGGCCACCGGUACCGGUACCGGUCGGAUCACCGGUUUGUAUCAUAAAUCCCUUGAUGACACGAUGAAACAGAUGCCCGUUGUAAUAGCCGUUCUUGCUGUGCACACAAAAGUUCUCCACCGUUUUCGGACACUCCUUGCCAAAGAGCCGCAGAUGUACGUCACCCAUCGUCGUAUGUAGCACGGCAUUCUCGUAGAUCUUUUGAACGCCUGGACGAAUGGAAGAAAGGAUUCGAAUGUGAAUACUUUUU